UAAAUCGCUUGACGGUACUGUAAGAUUCUUAAUAUCAAAGAGCUCGACCACGAGUCCAUCAAAAAAAAAAAAAAAACAAAGUCUAUGAAACAUUGACAUUUAGUCUAUGAAAUCACUACGCAUUCUUUUUGAUUCACUUCACUUCCGCGUCACCUACACAAGUUCAACAACCUCUAUCAGAUUAAUCCGCAAAUUGUCCUUUUUAUUUCACUUGGAGCUCCAUAUCCGCUGAUCGCCUAAACCUAUCUUACAACUUACAAUAUACAAACCGCAAGAAGUGUAUCUACCAACCCGCGAAGAAGCCGGCCGGCGCAAGAAAAAACGUGACACGAAGCAUGUGAUAAUAAUUAGUAUUUAACUGAAGGUGAAACCCAGCGAUCCGCCAAAACUGUAAGUUUUCCUACAACCUUUCUGGUCCAUUCGAGUUCCCGGAUCCCGUAAUCUCAAUCUAAAUUCCUUCUUAAUCACACAAUUACACAAAGACAACACGCGCCAUCUUGCAUUCGACCGGUUCUUAUUUUCACAUCUUUCGUAAUCCAAUCGCAUCCUACAGAUUAUAACGCAAUACACGCAUUUUAAUACAUUUUUCUAAAAAUUACCGCUUACUUUUCUCAUACAUAUAUCUAUUAACAAGAAGAAUUAGUUACUUAACCUUAAAAUAUUACACUUGCAUAUCUAUAAACAAUUUAAUUCAUUUCUUACAACUCCUGAGCUUACAACAUGUCGAAGCUAAAUAAAAAUAUAUUAAAACUAGAAGCACGCAAAGAAAGCCUGUUUAAUAUAAUACAACAAUUAUACGAUUUGAGCCGCUGCUUAGACGAUGAUCAAAACAGAAGUAGAUUUUUAACUAGAGUCAUUUCAAUAGAAAGUACUAGGCAACAAUUUAUAAACACGGUAGAUGAGCUAGUCACUGAGCAACUCAAGGAAGAUGAGAACAUCAGACCAAAUUAUGCUGCGCUUGAAGCAUUUGAUCAAUUAUAUUGUGAAAUUCAACAAGCUUUAUCCAAUGUAAAAAGCAAAUCUCAAGGACUAGAGCAAUAUAACUUGUUGAAUUCAAAAUUGCCACCCAUACAACUUCAGAAGUUCGAUGGGAGUCCCAGUGCUUGGCCCGUCUUUUAUGAAAAUUUCCUAAGUUUAAUUCACAACAAUAAUCAAAUCUCAGAUAUGCAAAAGGUCCAGUAUCUGACAGGAUGCUUAACUGGGAAGGCUUUGCAUAUUUGUGCCAGUAUAAGGCCAACUGGCGAAAAUUACCACAUAAUCUUUAAUUCUCUUGUAGAAAAGUAUCAGGAUACAAGGGUCUUGGCGUCUCAAUAUGUAGAAUCCCUACUACAUUACAAACAAAAUACAUUUUCUUUAGAAUCAUUUUUAGAACAGUUUUGUUCAGCAGAAGCUGCUCUUAGACGUUUAAAUAUAGAUGAUUUAGCAGAUUUUAUAAUAACUCAUAUCGCUCUCUCAAAGUUAAAUAAAGACACUGUAAUCUUAUUUGAACAAACUCACAAGGACAUUAAAAUUCCUAAAUUUUCAGAUUUAAAUAAGUUUCUUAAAGAACAGGUUAAAAUAAUUACAUUGCGCGCACAAACUACUCAGUCAUAUGCUAAGACUGAAAACUAUAACAGAAAACCCAACACUACUUACAAGCCUAAGCCUCAAACGUUCACAAGUACAGUGUGUGGUAAUACUUAUUCUUCAAAUUCUCAAAUUAAUCAACGCUCUUGUUUAGUAUGUAAAAGUAAGGAUUUUCAUCCAUUAUAUAAAUGUGAUUUCUUCAUAAAUCAAGAUCCUAGAAACAGACUUGACAUAGUAAAUAAGACAGGAUAUUGUAAAAAUUGUUUAGGAUCUCAUAAGACGUUCCAAUGCCGCAGUCAAAAUAGAUGUAUGAAGUGCUCCAAUUUACAUCACUCUCUGUUAUGUGACUCAUUUGCUAAACCUGGCACUUCACGUUCUUAUACCGCUUCUCACUCACUGAACCAUAGGGACACAUCAACUAAUAACACUUCAACUCACUUAUCUGAUAAACAUUCAAUAGCUCAACCAUUAGCAUCAAGUUUUCAAACUCAACAUACUUCUGAAAAUCAAAAUCCACCUCAAAAGUCAAAUGAUUUAGCUCUCUCUGUCACAACAUCAGCUUGUACUUACAGUAACAUUAAUCAUACAACAGUAUUGCUUCCCACAGCCGCUGUUAGUGUUUACAAUAAUAAUGAACACCAUUAUAUACGCCUAUUUUUAGAUACUGGGUCGAUGACCAAUUUCAUAAGUAAAGACUGCUGUCAAAGGCUCAAUUUGAAAAUUAAAUUUGCUCCCACUACCAUAAAGGGUAUUGGUCAAACCGAAAGUACUUCAUUAGGUUUCGUUACAUUUAAAAUUCACUCUCGUUUUGAUAACCGUUGUUCUUACACAAUUAAUGCUAGGGUCAUUGACACAAUAACUGACCACUUGCCUAAUGCCCAUAUUAAUGUCUCAGAAUUAAAUCACUUGCACUCUUUGCCGUUGGCAGAUGAUAACUAUCAUAUUCCUGGCCCAAUUGAUUGUUUGAUUGGAAAUGAAUUGUUUCCAUUUUUAAUUGGGAGUAAUAAAAUUAUUUCACCGCAUUCUUCUGUUGUUGCAAUUCAAUCAACGCUCGGCUAUAUACUUAUGGGGAAAGCUAAUUGUGUCAUGAACGAUCAUUACCAAUCUAACAGUAAAGCAUUUUUUUGCAACACAGAACCACUAUUACUUGAAAAAUUAACAGAACGCUUUUGGUCAUUAGAAAAUGUUCCUCAAAGAAACCAUGUAAGCCCAGAUGAGGAGACUUGUGAGCGCAUAUUUAAACAUACAUAUUCACGCGAUAAAACAGGUAGAUAUACUGUACACUUACCCUUCAAAGAAGAUCCCGCGAAACUAGGUGACUCAUUCAUAAACGCUAAACGCUCUCUGACAAACUUGGAAAGAAAGUUAGACUCUACACCCGCUCUUCGCGCAGACUAUAACGCAACUAUUCAGUCAUACAUUGACAAAGGUUAUCUCACAAAAGUAAAGGAUCCAUCACGCACCACUAAUUGUUAUUACAUUCCGCAUAGAGCUGUUUAUCGCCCAGAUAAAAAAACUUCUAAAACUCGCAUUGUACUCAAUGCUUCAAGAAAAACAACAUCAGGAAAAUCACUCAAUGACUUAUUAUAUACAGGACCCAAUUUACAAAAUAGCAUAUUUGAAUUAUUGAUAAAUUUACGUUUAUUCUCUGUCGCCUUGACAGCAGAUAUCGAAAAACAUUAUUUUCAACUAAAUCUCACACCCGCACAUCACGCUUAUCAACGCAUUCUUUUUAGAUUUGAUUCUACACAACCAAUAGAUACUUAUAAUUUUACAGUUGUGUCAUUUGGAGUGUCAAGCUCACCGUACCUUGCUAUGAGAGUUGUACGUCAGUUAGCUGAAGAUAGUAAAGACAAAUAUCCACUUGCAUCAAUUGAAGCUAAUAAUAAUAUGUACAUGGAUGAUUACAUAAAUUCAGUCAAUAGCUUGGAUAAAGCUUUUGAAACUUAUCAAGAAAUGGUUAAAAUGUUCAACUCCGGUGGUUUUAAUCUAGUAAAGUGGAUCUCUAAUAACACUGAACUCUUAGCUAAAAUUCCUUCUGCUCAUAAAAAUGAAAAUUUUAUCAAUUUCGACUCAGACUCUCAAGAUGUUACAAAGAUUAUAGGUAUGCAAUGGCAUCCUAAGUCAGAUACAUUCAACUUUAAAAUUAGUUUAAAUAAUGACACUUACUCAAACACACAGUACACUAAACGCUUAAUUCUUUCUAUAACCGCGCGUUUAUUUGACCCCUUAGGUUUUAUAGGCCCUGUUAUAACUUUCAUGAAACUUCUUAUACAAGAGUGUUGGAAGUUAAAUCUUGACUGGGAUACUCCAGUACCCAUCUCAAUCUCCCACCAAUUUACUCAAUUCUGUAAUGAACUCUCAUAUUUAGAAAAAAUUCAAAUUCCACGUCAUGUAGGUAUAUAUUCUGAUGUACACAUCACACUAUUAGGAUUUUCUGACGCUAGUGAGAAAUGCUACGGAGCCGCGGUAUACCUACGUGUAAGCUCUAAUGAACAAUCUCAGGGAUGUGUUCAUUUACUCACUUCCAAAUCAAGAGUAGCACCGCUUAAGAAAAUAUCUCUCGCCCGUUUAGAACUUUGCGCCGCUUUACUCUUAGCUAAUUUAAUUAACUCUGUACGAGAGGUUCUAACUAAACGCUGUAAAUUAAAUGAAAUAUAUGCAUUUACAGAUUCAACAGUAACGCUUACAUGGAUACAUUCACCCGCUUAUAAAUUUCAUACAUUCGUUGCUAAUAGAAUAACAGAAAUAAAUUCUAAAUUACAUUCUAAACAUUGGUUUCAUAUAGAUGGUCGCGAAAACCCCGCCGAUAUAAUUUCUCGCCCUAUAACACCAAAAGAGUUGUUGAAACGCAACCUUUGGUUUAAAGGUCCACAAUGGAUUACUUACCCUAAUUCUCAAUGGCCUGUAAAAACGUUCAUUGUUGGAAGUAAUAAUGAAAACCUUGAGGAAUCAAAAACAACAGUUUUAAAAGUUGAAGUUUCUCUUCCCAACUCUCAACAUCCUAUUGAAAAUUUAGCCGAACGCUCUUCAAGCUGGUCUAAAUUACUCCGCAUUACAGUAUAUAUUCUAAGAUUUUCAAAACGUCUUAGCUCUCGAGGACUCGUCUCAGUUUCAGAUUUGGAAUUUGCUGAAGUUUAUAUUAUACGUUACAUUCAAAAUAAACAUUUUUCAAGUGACAUUUGCGCUCUUAAUACUAACAAAAUUUGCUCUAAAGCUAUACUAAAUCUCAACCCCUUUAUGGAUAAUGACCUCAUUCGAGUUGGUGGUCGUUUGUCCAACUCACAAUUAGAGUUUGGUCAAAAACAUCCUUUUAUUUUACCUGCAAAGGAACGAAUUACUCAUCUCAUUGUUGAUUUUUAUCAUAUAACUAACUUGCACACAGGACCUGCUCUUUUACUUGCACUAAUUAGACAGAAAUACUGGAUAAUUGGUGCUAGAAAUUUGAUUCGUAAUCGUGUACACAAAUGCAACAUUUGCCAUCGCAUUAAUCCUAAAUUUACCUACCCUAAAAUGGGAGAGUUGCCCGCAUUUAGAGUAGCACAAGUCAAAGCUUUCGUUUUUUGCUCUGUAGAUUACAUGGGACCUUAUUUCGUUACUCAUAUACGCCGUAGAGGCAUAAAAAGCCAAAAAGCAUAUGUUUGUGUAUUCACUUGCCUAACUACUAAGGCAAUACAUAUAGAAUUGGUCUCUGAUUUAAGUUCAGAUUUAUUUUUAGCAGCCUUUUUAAGAUUAAUAUCACGAAAGGGACCUGUUAGCUUAAUUUACAGUGAUGGAGCUACAAAUUUUUUAGGUUCAAAGCGCAAGUUAAAUGAAAUUUAUUCUCUCAUACAGUCCAAAGCUCAUCAAAAUUAUAUUGAAAACAAACUAGCAGAGCAUCGAAUUCAAUUUAAGCAUAGCCCACCAUAUGGUCCACACUUUAAUGGACUAAGUGAAAUUAACGUCCGCUGUAUAAAAACUCAUUUGUAUAAAGUUAUAGGUACACAAAUUCUAACUUAUGAAGAAUUAAAUACAGUUUUAGUUCAAAUUGAAAAUCUGUUAAAUAGUAGACCAUUGUGCGUCUUGAGUGCUGAUCCUUCAGACCUAUCUGCUUUAACUCCAAAUCAUUUUCUCAACAUCACUCCUAUGAAGUAUUUACCAUCAGAAGACUUGACUGACAUACCUGACACUCGGUUAUCACGCUAUCAAUUAUUAAAAAAGAUCACUCAUUCCUUUUGGAAACGGUGGAGUCAAGAGUACUUAACUUCUUUACAACAGAGACAGAAAUGGAAUACACCUUCUAAUCCUAUUACUACUGGAACUGUUGUAUUGAUCAAAGAUUCUAAUACUCAUCCUUUAUGUUGGCCUUUAGGAAUAGUAGAACAAUUGUAUCCAGGGAAGGAUAAUAUAGUCAGAGCAGUCAAAGUUAGAACGCACUCCGGAAGCUAUAUCCGUCCUGUUGUACGGAUUAGUCCCUUACCUUUGCAAUAAUAUUUAAUUUCAUUCAAAUUGUUUUAAUUAAAGAUAAUUCAUUUAUUUAGUACAUUAUAGUUAUAAAUAUAUUUUCACAUAUACUUCAAGCUCAACGCUCAAACCUUAUAAUUCAGUUAUUAAUUUAUGUAGAGGGUACCUCUACGCCCGGGGGAGUUGUAAGAUUCUUAAUAUCAAAGAGCUCGACCACGAGUCCAUCAAAAAAAAAAAAAAAACAAAGUCUAUGAAACAUUGACAUUUAGUCUAUGAAAUCACUACGCAUUCUUUUUGAUUCACUUCACUUCCGCGUCACCUACACAAGUUCAACAACCUCUAUCAGAUUAAUCCGCAAAUUGUCCUUUUUAUUUCACUUGGAGCUCCAUAUCCGCUGAUCGCCUAAACCUAUCUUACAACUUACAAUAUACAAACCGCAAGAAGUGUAUCUACCAACCCGCGAAGAAGCCGGCCGGCGCAAGAAAAAACGUGACACGAAGCAUGUGAUAAUAAUUAGUAUUUAACUGAAGGUGAAACCCAGCGAUCCGCCAAAACUGUAAGUUUUCCUACAGGUACGUCUUUGUCGGUAGGGUGGUAACUAGCCACGGCCGAAGCCACCCACCAGCCAAAACGGGUCCUACAAACUUAGGUCUGACUCUCAAUCUAACAGCUGUCUAUUGCAAUCUUUACCCUUAUCAGGGUUAAGGGACAGAAUGGAAACUUGGUUAAAAAUAAAAUAAAACAAAAACAUUUACCAAACCAAAAUCACUUUUAUUUACACAGUGUAGUUUCACAUGACCUUGUAUAUUUUGAGACGAUAUUACGAAAUACAAAUAAAAAAAAACAAUAUUAAAAAAUUGUAUUAUUAUUCUAAAAACUUAUAGCAUUAGUGAACAACAUUUAUUAUAAUAACAUUCCAAUAUUUUGUACUCUUUAAAUUAAAAUGUGAUAAAUUACAAAACACGACAUCGAUUGCGAUUCAAUCACGCAACUAUUACUAUGUAAACUAAUUAAAACAUUACAAAAUCCAUUUAUAAUUAAAAUAUAAUAAUAAUUAUUAUAAUUAAAACAGUGUUAGCAAAGUAUGCCAAAAUGUAUGAACAUAUAUCAUUUACAAAACAGAAUUGCCCUGUCGGCAGCGAGCUAUUCAAAUAAAGUUAAAGAAUUCUAAAGUACUUAGUUUAGCAUUAUUUUUUUAUAUAUCUAACACAAAUUGCCACAAUUUUAAAAUCGCAGACAAAAAAUGUUUACGAUACCUACCUUUGAUACCAUUAUUGUCACUUUUUAAGUAAAUAUCACCUUUUACAUUACAAUUUGUGACAUUACACUACCUUUUACUAUUUUUAGUUUUAAUAAAACUUCUUCAUUCAAAUUAUUAGUUAAAAGAAACCGAUAUUUAUUUCAUUUAAUAUGUAUUCUGUGCUUUUACCUAGAGAGUGAAAUGUAAAACACGAUUAUACAAAAAAAAUCGCCGAAAUUAUUGUAAAAAUGUGUUGUACAAAGAUUUAAGGCUUCAUGUUAAUGUAGAAAGUAUAAAUCCAUACAAAAAUCACCAUUUUCGUGGUUUCCUUUAAAGGAAAGAGCAAACAUAAAUCAAGUAUGAAUAAGAUUAUAAAAAAUGUUCAGAGAGAUAUCGUUUUAAAAUGUCAUUAAACAUUUUCAAGGAUUGCAUCCCCCAAUUAAUUGUUAAAUUAAAAAAAAAAACAUUGUGUCUAUUUACAGUUCACAAACAAUGUAGUCCGAUUAAAUUAAACAAAGUUUUAUUUAGUUACAUGCAUUAAUGAUAAUACACGUCAAUUAAAUAACAAAUGAAUUUACUUAUUAAUAUGUAUAAGAAUUCAGUUUGCAGAAAAUAUUUAAACAAAUAUACUUGAUAAUUAAUCCAAACACGUGUUUUUUGUAUCAAUUAAAUUAUAGAGGACGCGUUGUGUACACGACAUAAUAUGGUUUAAAAAAUAUUAAAAUGUUUGUUGCAGUUUUUUGGAACUGGAACACAAAACUAAUAUCAUAAAUUCGAAUGUGAAUUUGUUUGUAACGCUUAACCGCCUAAUCCAUUAAACCGAUUGUUAAAAUUGUUACACCAAUGGUAAACUACAUUAUUUGCUAGUAACAGUCUACAUUCCAUCCCCGUAUUCCCAGGGGAACGGGAACUACAGCGACACCGCGACCAUCCGCUAAAUAAUCUUAAUAUAUAAAUGCUCAUUCAUUCAAAAAGUUCAUUCAUCACGAAAUCUCGAAAAUAGCUUUAUGUACAAAGCUGAAAUUUGGCAGGGAGGUAGUUUAUAUUUAGUAGGUAUCCACUAAGAACAGAUUUUGCGAUGGGGCCGGAUUAAAGAGGUCUAAGGGUGGACGAAGUCGCGGGCGUCCGCUAGUAUAAUAUACACAAAUCUUUACCUCUCAAACAUAUAAACCUUCGAUAAUAUAGGAAGACUGUAUUUAUAAAAUUAUAACUACACAAUACACAUACUCGUAAAAAGCAUUGGUUUUACUUAGAUAUUGGAAUGCACAUAAAUUUAUUGAGGUUUUAAUUAGACAAAUGCUCGCAUAGUGAUGUGAUUUGGUCUUCUUUUGGUUGUGUUUAUUAGAACAAAAACUUUUGGUAAUUCUGAAGUCUAUUUUUCUACCAGGCUAAGACUGAGUCAGUUUUAUCAAGAUUAUUACUGUUAAAAUUAAUUGAAGUUUGAGAUUUUUAAGCAGGUAUAACCUCACGACGCGAAGUGGCAAUGGGCGGGGCACAUCGUUCGAAGAGCCGAUGGACAUUGGGGUCCCAAGGUGCUGGAAUGGCGACACCGCCCUACAAAAUGCAGUGUUGAUCGACCCCCACCACCAGUGUUCUGCACUGGAUGUCCAUCAACUGAUUUGAUGCUGGAUGAUGACUACGACGACGAUGAUGGAUGGUGGUGAUGAUGCCGACUACGAUGAUCGUGAUGAUGGUGAUGAAGAAGAGAAUCAUGAUGAUGAUGAUGAUGAUGAUGAUGAUGAUGAUGAUGAUGAUGAUGAUGAUGAUGAUGAUGAUGAUGAUGAUGAUGAUGAUGAUGAUGACGACGACGACGAUGGUGAUGGUAAUGAAGAUGAAGAUGACGGCCUCCGUGGCGCAGUGGUAUGCGCGGUGGAUUUACAAGACGGAGGUCCUGGGUUCGAUCCCCGGCUGGGCAGAUUGAGAUUUUCUUAAUUUUUCCAGGUCUGGCUAGUGGGAGGCUUCGGCCGUGGCUAGUUACCACCCUACCGGCAAAGAUGUACCGCCAAGCGAUUUAGCGUUCCGGUACGAUGCCGUGUAGAAACCGAAAUGGGUGUGGAUUUUCAUCCUCCUCCUAACAAGUUAGCCCGCUUCCAUCUUAGACUGCAUCAUCACUUACCAUGAGGUGAGAUUGUAGUCAAGGGGUAAUUUGUAAAGAAUAAAAAAAAAAUGACAGUGGUGAUGGAUGACGAAGAUGAUGGUGGGGAUGGAUGAAGAUGAUGACGAUGAUGGUGGUGAUGGAUGAUGACGAUGAUAGUGGUGAUGGUGGUGGUGGUGGUGAUGAUGAUGAUGAUGAUGGUGAUGAUGAUGGUGAUGGUGAUGGUGAUGGUGAUGGUGAUGAUGAUGAUGAUGAUGUCAGAGUCAGUGCCAGGUAUUAACUAGCGAGGCAGGUCCAUAUGCAAUUAGCCUGAGUACUUGACCUAGUCCCAUUAUUCACAUUGUACUUGCUUAGAUAAAAAAAAAAUGCUUGCAGAAAAAUAGUUCUACACGAAUCUCCAUUGAGGAUGACCACCUCAGAUCAAUUCAGUGGUAUUUUAAGUGAGUGCCAUUUAAUGGCAUUACUACACCAUCUAGACUAAGUUCUAAAUAGCGGUGUGCACAAGGUUUGCAAUUAGGGUAAGCGUUAUACAUUUGUUAUGUUAUCUCAGGGUAGUUAUUUUGUUUUUUUAGAAUGAAAUAAAAAAAAUUUGAAAGCACACCUAGGUAGGUAGUAGGUAGUAGGUCUAUGUAAUACCAAUACAACAUUAUUACAUCAGUCUUAAUUUUUUUUGUGUUAAAUAAGGACUAUUACAGACAGUGACAGUUUUUAAAUGUUUUUUCAAUGCCAUGUCUUUUUUUAAUUUUGACUUAAUCAGCUAUAUCAAGUUAUAAGGUUCGAAUUUCGUUCGAGUUAAAUGCAAUAUGGUACGAAAAAUUUAGACUCUAAAAA
Molecule: messenger RNA, 10175 nt
Organism: Bicyclus anynana (squinting bush brown)
Lineage: Eukaryota; Metazoa; Arthropoda; Insecta; Lepidoptera; Nymphalidae
Exons: 1
Coding region: 721-6036 (1771 amino acids)
Biological process (GO): DNA integration
Molecular function (GO): nucleic acid binding
Source: RefSeq, a predicted model, not a curated record